Messenger RNA from Hyla sarda, 4649 nucleotides. RefSeq names its product kelch like family member 17 (gene KLHL17). Gene Ontology annotation, molecular function: protein binding. NCBI's taxonomy places the organism in Eukaryota, Metazoa, Chordata, Amphibia, Anura, Hylidae. The coding region runs from base 1071 to 2939 and encodes 622 amino acids. The record is from RefSeq and is a predicted model, not a curated record. The transcript is spliced from 14 exons.
UGAAUAUGGCGCGGUCGGGCGUAGCAACCAAAGCAUUUCGCUUCGCCUGGGAAAAAGUGUGAGGUAAAUAUGCUGCGGGCGGGCGCAGUAAACAACUUUUGUUCUACAAUAUAAAUAUGCUGCGGGCGGGCGUAGUAAACAACUUUUAUUCUGCAUUAUAAAUAUGCUGCGGGCGGGCGUAGCGUGAGAAACAAUUUGUAGUUUAGCGGAGUUCUGUUCUAUAAAUGUGAUGCGGGCGGGCGUAUUGUGAUAAACUUUAGUUUAGCGGAGUUUUCCACUAUAAAUGUGAUGCGGGCGGGCACAUAGUGACAAACAACUCUCAGUUUAGCGGAGUACUGUGUUAUAAAUCUGAUGCGGUCGGGCGCUCCCAGCUAAUAUUUUCCUCUCCAUUGUCUUUUCAGCUGUCUGUGUUGGUACUGCUGUAGAGAAGUUACCUUGUAUCUGGUGACAUCAGAGUCCUGGAGGCUACAAUGUAUCAAUGUGCAGCAUUUUAUUACUUAUUGUUGUUGCACUGAAGUUGCAGGAGCCCUAUACUCAGCAUAGGUUAUAAGAGACUCAUUGUGACUAUGGCAACACUUGUUGGCAGGGAUCAUGGUGGGUGUUGGUGCCAAGUGUCCUUAAUAUAGUUGCUGAUUUGUGAUGCAUGGGCUGGAGAUCAUGCUAUAUACAGACUGGAGUUGUUGUAUCCACAGAGCCAUUGAGAUCUGCCUUCAUGAACCUGCUGUGGUGGUCUAGUGCAGAGAGGGAUAAUGACAAAGAACUGGUUUGCUCCCGGCCCUGGCAUCCAAAGUUAAGCUGCCGGACUGGGCACAGAGGCAUCGAGCAGGUCUGAUGGGCUGGCAAGCAUGAGUGCAGGGCAUCCAGGCAUCUUCCCAGCAUAAGAUCUGCACCUACAGCCAUAUGUCUAAAAAAUAGGCAUACAUAGCGGUGCGGUGUUCCGGGACAGCAAUACAAUCCCCUGUUUGUCCAUGAGCUCUGGAAGUGGGUGGCAGAUGGCCUGGACCUCAUAUAACAAAGCAGCGAAUAAAAGCAGACAGAAUUUACCUAAAGCCGAGGAACUCUGAUGAACGAUGGCUAGGACAGCAAAGGCAGCUACAUUUUGUGGACCUUACAUUCUUCAAAGAGUGAAGCCAGUGAAGGAGAAAUCAGGAGACCAGUCCCUAGCCAUGGAAGGGGCGGUGCAGCUUCUGACCCGAGAGGGCCACACCAUCUCCCACAAUUCAAAGCGGCACUACCAUGAUGCCUUUGUCUGCAUGAACCGUAUGCGCCAACGGGGGCUCCUGUGUGACAUUGUGCUGCACGUGGGGACCAAGGAAAUUAAGGGUCACAAAGUGGUGCUGGCAUCAUGUAGCCCAUAUUUCCAUGCAAUGUUUACAAAUGAGAUGAGCGAGAGUCGACAGACUCAUGUGACCUUGCAUGACAUUGACCCUCAAGCACUGGAGCAGCUGGUUCAGUAUGCUUACACAGCAGAGAUAGUGGUGGGAGAAGGAAAUGUGCAGACUCUGCUUCCAGCCGCCAGCCUCUUGCAACUGAAUGGAGUGAGGGAUGCCUGCUGCAAGUUUCUGCUCAGCCAGCUAGACCCUUCCAAUUGCCUCGGCAUUCGUGGCUUUGCAGACACACAUUCUUGUAGCGACCUUCUCAAGUCUGCGCACAAGUACGUCCUGCAACACUUUGUGGAGGUGUCCAAGACUGAAGAGUUCAUGCUUCUGCCUUUAAAACAGGUGCUGGACCUCAUCUCCAGUGACAGCCUGAAUGUCCCUUCUGAGGAGGAGGUGUACCGAGCGGUCUUGAAUUGGGUCAAACAUGACGUGGAUGGUAGGAGACAGCAUGUUCCUCGGUUGAUGAAGUGUGUGCGGCUCCCCUUGCUGAGCAGAGAUUUCCUGAUGAGCAGCGUGGACACAGAGCUCCUCGUACGGCAUCAUUCCGAGUGUAAAGACCUUUUGAUUGAAGCGCUAAAGUACCAUCUGAUGCCAGAACAGCGGGGGGUUCUAAGCAACUGUCGGACCCGACCAAGACGCUGCGAAGGAGCCAGCACUGUGCUGUUUGCAGUAGGUGGUGGAAGUCUCUUUGCUAUACAUGGUGACUGUGAAGCAUAUGAUACCCGUACUGACCGGUGGCACAUGGUGGCUUCUAUGUCUACAAGACGAGCCAGAGUGGGUGUAGCAGCUAUUGGAAAUAAACUUUAUGCAGUGGGUGGGUACGAUGGAACAUCUGAUCUUGCUACAGUAGAGUCAUACGACCCUGUGACAAACACUUGGCAGCCUGAGGUGUCCAUGGGAACCCGGCGCAGUUGUCUUGGUGUUGCGGUACUUCAUGGACUGUUGUAUGCUGCAGGGGGAUAUGAUGGUGCUUCUUGUUUAAACAGUGCAGAGCGUUAUGACCCCCUCACAGGAACAUGGACAUCCAUAGCUGCCAUGAGCACCAGACGUAGAUAUGUCCGUGUAGCAACACUAGAUGGUAAUCUUUAUGCAGUUGGAGGAUAUGACAGUUCUUCUCACUUAGCCACAGUCGAGAAAUAUGAGCCGCAGAUAAACACAUGGACGCCAAUUGCCAACAUGUUGAGCCGUCGUAGCAGCGCUGGCGUGGCCGUUCUAGAAGGAAUGUUGUAUGUCGCUGGGGGAAAUGAUGGCACAAGUUGUCUGAAUUCUGUGGAGAGAUAUAACCCAAAAGCAAACACUUGGGAGAGUGUGGCCCCAAUGAACAUAAGGAGAAGCACUCAUGAUCUUGUGGCAAUGGAUGGAUGGCUUUAUGCAGUUGGAGGCAAUGAUGGAAGCUCAAGCCUUAACUCCAUUGAGAAGUACAACCCACGUACCAACAAGUGGGUAGCAGCAUCCUGUAUGUUCACCCGAAGGAGCAGUGUAGGGGUAGCGGUUUUAGAACUCCUUAAUUUUCCUCCCCCCUCGUCCCCUACUCUCUCUGUCUCCUCCACCAGCCUCUGACAAAGAAUCCGGUUCUUCACGUCGAGGAGAAGCCCACACUGUAUGAUGUAGAAGAAGUGGAUCCAAUGGAGAAGAACUCAUUCUCAGUUAUUAUGGGCUUCUUCUUGGGACAUGCCAUUUGUCCAUGUAAACUCUUAACUGCUGGAAAGGCCUGCAUCCCAUUACAAAGACACCUCUUUGCCAUUUAAAGACAUGACUUAACACCAAUCUGAUAUCAGGGUUAAUGGGUUUCCCUAAAGAUGGUCUGGAAAUUGCAUUUCAUUUCUCCGUAGCAUAAGGCAUCAGGGAAGAUGGAUGUUUGCUCUCCUCUUUGCACUGCGCAGGUCCCUCAGGCAGGAAAGGAGUAUAAUCUGUAGCUCUGCUCAUUCUCAAAGAAUAACAAUGAAAAACAGGUCUUCACGAAAUGUCUAGUAAUAUAUGAAUAGACAGAGGAUCUUUAAAUGCACUUAGGAUAUGAAUUAAUAUUUGGCUAAAUCCUCUGUGGACUGAUGGAUGCACUGCACCACAGAAAUCCUGGAAGUAAGCACUACAUGUACAUAAGGUGUCCCUUCCCCAGUCUCCUCUGUUGCACUGUUUACUCAGAAUAGUCACGGCCUUGGCACUGAUGCAAGAUUCAAAGUGGAAGUAUGAUGCAGAGUCCUCAAACUCUGGAUAUCAUGGUCUGAACAGGAUUCUGCUGAAACUUUAAAAAAAAGAAAGAAAACUGACAUCCUCAGAAUUACGGGAGCUUCCAUUACAUAUAUCAUCUCUCCAUUUACCUCACAAUGUUGGUGGAAUGCUGUGAAGUUGCUGAGGAACCAAAUGAACGAAACACCAAAACUGCCCUGUACAAAUGUUUAGUCCUGGUUGAAGGGGUGAGCACCUAUGGUUGUAUCCACCUACAAAGCCUUAAAGGGGUAUUACAGGAAAAAAAAGUUAUUUCUUUUAUAUAUCAACUGGCUCCAGAAAGUUAAACAGAUUUGUAAAUUAUAAACAGGAUAAGAAAAAAUUGGAAAGCGCUCACCUUCUCCGUGCACCAAACCAGCAUGAAUGAGGUCGAAACCUCCCCCUUAGAGGGGGAGGUUUCGACCUCGUUCAUGCUGGUUUGCACCUUUUUGUAGAUUUGUAAAUUACUUCUAUUAAAAAUUCUUAAUCUUUCCAGUAGUUGUCAGCUGCUGAAGUUGAGUUCUUGUUUUCUGUCUGACAACAGUGCUCUCUGCUGACACCUAUUUUAUUUCCUGGAAUACCCCUUUAAGGUGAACUACUGCUUUCUGUUAGGAAUCUGGUAUUCUUGUGACUGGAUAGAUCUAAAGCUGGCCAUACACAUAAGAUUGCUCUUGGAUGAUCACUUUCUCCCCUGACUCUUGCAUGUCCAGGUUAACUAGAUCUGCCAGUGCUCUUCUCCCAGGGGUGAAAGAGAGAGUUUUGUUGAAAUCUAGCAUAUGAAUUUGCCUCCAUACACAUCCAGUCCUGCUGAAAUCUGCAAUAACGGUCAAUACUUAUAUAUAUUUUUUGUAUGGCUAGUUCAGAGGGAACCUGACAUCAUUUGUCAUCAGUUCAACGCGUAGAGACAGCACCGGCACAGCUGCGGCAACACCCUAUUUGUUCUGUGAGCUCUCACGCGACCAAAUGCUGGAAAGGCAGGGAGUGAUGGGGUAAUGCCGUCCGUGACAGACUGGGUGCUCAAUCCUCUAAAGUGUACAAAGUAGAAUCCGGGAAGAGCAAAGAAAU